Molecule: messenger RNA, 924 nt
Organism: Ziziphus jujuba (common jujube)
Lineage: Eukaryota; Viridiplantae; Streptophyta; Magnoliopsida; Rosales; Rhamnaceae
Product: metalloendoproteinase 1
Exons: 1
Coding region: 1-924 (307 amino acids)
Biological process (GO): extracellular matrix organization; proteolysis; collagen catabolic process
Cellular component (GO): extracellular matrix
Molecular function (GO): metalloendopeptidase activity; zinc ion binding
Source: RefSeq, a predicted model, not a curated record
AUGGCUUCCAUUAUCACCCAUUCUAUGAGAGCUUUCCUUGUCAUACUUAUAACACAUCUACCUGUUUUAGUUCUCUCAAGAACGUUGGAGCAUACACAUACACAUACAAAUAUACACCCGCAUUCAAACCCACCACUGUCCUUCAAGUCUCUUCGCAGUCUAGAAGGACUAAGAAAGGGCCAGACUGCCAAAGGCCUUUCCAACCUGAAACGUUACCUCAAUAGGUUCGGAUACCUAAACUCCGACGACGGCAGCGACUACUUCGACGAGGUUUUGGAGUCGGCGGUGAAACACUAUCAGCAAAACUAUAAUUUGAAUGCUACCGGGAAGCUCGAUUAUGGAACCAUGAAGAAUAUGGUAGUUCCACGUUGCGGAGUUCGUGAUAGUGGUUUACAUGGCCAUGAAUCUAUUAAUGGUUCUCUCUAUAGUUUUUUUGAUGGAAAUCCCAAAUGGCCAUCUGAACAAACCCAUCUCACGUACAAAUUCUCAUCCGCUGUCCAACCAGUCUCAUUGGAUGUUUUCAGGUCUGUUGCUGCACAAGCAUUCGCCGAAUGGCAACGGCAUUCGCAAUUCACCUUCGAGGAAGUCCAGCCUCUUUCGCGUUCAGAUCUAACUCUGGGUUUCUUUGUUGGCGAUCAUGGUGAUGGUUUUCCCUUUGAUGGAUCUUAUAACAUUUUAGGGCAUGCUUUUAGUCCAACCAAUGGCAGAUUGCACUUGGAUGGAGACGAGACUUGGACCGUUGGCGUACCUAGCGAUGUUGACUUGUUUUCGGUAGUGUUGCAUGAAAUUGGACAUCUUCUUGGUCUUGCUCAUAGUUUGGAUCAGAAUGCUGUUAUGUAUGCCCAAUACACGCCCGCAGCUAUCAAGAGAACUUUAAUUCAGGAUGAUAUUGAUGGCAUACGAGCUUUGUAUUCCACCCCUUAG